Molecule: messenger RNA, 2454 nt
Organism: Aspergillus steynii IBT 23096
Lineage: Eukaryota; Fungi; Ascomycota; Eurotiomycetes; Eurotiales; Aspergillaceae
Product: putative alpha-L-rhamnosidase C
Exons: 2
Coding region: 1-2454 (817 amino acids)
Biological process (GO): carbohydrate metabolic process
Source: RefSeq, a predicted model, not a curated record
AUGCGAAUCCUCUCUUCUUUCUUGGUUGGACAGUUCCUGGCAUGGCACGCCUUAGCGAGCUGCUCCUCCAAACUCACCCGGCCAUUGUCAUACACUGUGAAUGGAAAUUCUAUUCCUGUCCAUGAGAACACGACUCUGAAAUUGUCCUCCAAUGGCACCACCCCCUCGAUCCUGAUUCUGGACUAUGGCAGGAACGUCGAAGGGCUCGCUUCCUUCGAAGUUGCCCACCGUACGGGAGACACAUCUGUUUUUGAGAUGUCCUAUGGUGAAUCUAGGGCGGUUCUGGAUUCGUACAUGUCUGACGGGCCCUUGGACUUCUCUGCAGCGAUGGAUACCUAUCGCAUCAACCGAUACAACCUCAGCAGCGGUUCGGAAUCCGUUCACACCAACCGUCUGAUCCAGGGCGGCCUUCGAUACCAAAAGCUCAACCUAUCGACCGCCGGCGAGCUAGAGCUGUCGUCCAUUGGCUUCCGUCCCACCGUCGAUGAUACGCCUCUCAGUAAGCUUCCUGGCGCAUUUCGCUGUUCCGAUCCAGUCUUGACUCGCAUCUGGGAAGUCGGAGCCCGCACCAUGCAGCUGAACGAGUUCCCUGCCAACUCGCUGCCGGACUUCUGGGUCAUCACUGAGGAGGGCGCCUUCGUCGAGAGUUUGAGUCCUCAGCCCUUCUCCGCGGACUAUGCCAGCGCAAUGACUGCCUUCGAGCUGGACUUUGUUGCCAAGCCCAUACGGAAUGGGUUUGGCUUCACAGUCCUGAGUGAUACCCUGGGAAAAGGAAUAUACCUCUUUGUCAAUAUUGCCAACAGCUCAAUCUCAGCGCAUGCGGGUUCGUCUGAGCUUUCAGACUCCUUGGUCGUUGCACCAUUGCCACCCUCUGUCUCUCUAGGUCAUUGGCAUCGGGUUCACUCUAGUGUGGACAGCUCUCAGAUCAGUAUCUCUAUUGAUGGGUCCACUGUCCUCAAUUUCACGCAGACCACGAGCUUCUUCGGCUCGUUCGGCUUGGGUGCCUCGCUGCAUCACGCCGCCAUGUUUACGAAUGUCUCGUUGACUGCAUUUGGCACGGAAAUGUACAGCUCACGCUUGAACAGCAAGUCUGACUUGCAGGCUUUCCUCAUAGGCACCAACCCUUUGCCAGUUGAGGUGGAUGGGUCCCGCAGGGAUCGGAUUGCCUAUGCUGGCGAUUUGGAUAUGACCACGGGCAGUGCGCUUGCAAGCACUUAUGGUCGUGAAUAUAUCAAUGGCACGAUCUCCCUAUUAGGCUCCUUUCAGCUUCUACCCGGGUUUUUCGUUCCAACGGCCAAAGUGCAACAACCGCCACGUUCUGCGGACCUGUCUGCCAAUAUUACAGGUCUCAUUGGAUACUCCUUCAGUAUGGUGAGCGCCAUGGCGCAGUACUAUGAGCAGACCGGUGAAACGGACUUUGUCUCCAGAUGGGGCCCCAAGGCAGCGCGGAUGCUCGACUGGGCACAUUCUCAAGUGCUCCCGAAUGGGAUCCUGAAUAUCUCCAACCAAGCAUUUGCCGGAGACUGGAAUUAUUAUGACCCACCAGUAGGGGGCGAAGUGGCCAAGUUCAACCUUAUUUAUGCCUCUACACUCAAGAAAUGGAUCCCCUUGAUGGACGACGCUGGUCUCAACUCUACCCUUUACAUGCGACGUCUGGACGCCCUCAGGGCCGCGAUCAACCGCCACCUCUGGAGCAACUCCCUGCAGGCCUACUACCACUCGGACACGCACCGGGAUUUCUUCUCCCAGGAAGCAAACGCCCUCGCCAUCCUCAGCGACACCAUCCCCGUGAACGGCACCGGCAACUUUACCGCCCGCGCCUUGCUGUCUACCAUGGCCCGCGAGCUCGAUGUGCCCGCAGGGCCGCUAGCCUUCUCCCCCGCCAGCAAAGCAAGCGGAUGGGCGCAAAUGAUCAGCCCCUACUCCUCGGGAUAUCACCUCCAGGCAGCAUUCCAUGCUCGAGACGGCCCUGCGGCCAAGCAUCUGCUCCAGACGCUGUGGGGCCCCAUGAGCGACCCCAAACACACUAACUACACCGGCUGCUUUUGGGAGGUCCUCGGCGAAGACGGCACUCCGGGACUGGGCUCUGGGACCUCUCUCUGUCACGCGUGGAGUGCUGCUCCAACUGCUGCUCUGAGCAGAUACGUUCUUGGAGUCGCGCCAGCAAAGGCAGGCUACAGUGAAUGGACGAUAACACCGCAGACACUGGACUUGAGGUGGGCGGAGGGCCGCUAUCCAGUCCCGCAGGGGGCGUUCGAGGUGAAGUGGCGCUACGACAGCUCUGACUUUCUACACAUGACUGUAACUCCUCCUGCUGGUACGAAGGGAACCGUGUAUCUUCCUGCUCCUAUGAGGCGGAAGGUCCGGAAGUAUGAGGUCACAGGAGGAGUCGCCAACCGAGACGGAGGGUUCACCGUGGGCGACACGGAGUUUGUAUUCCAACAGACGGCCUAG